CUGACGCCCAGGCUGCGCGCACGAGGUCCCGGUGCGCGCCCCGCCGGCCCCAGCGCCGGAGCCAGAGAGAGAGAAGGAGCCCGGCUGCCGGCAGCCCGCGCCCGCCUCCUGCCCGGAGCAGCCGCCCGAAGAUGCCCCUCCGCAGCCUGCACGCGGCUGCCGUCCUCCUACUCGUGGUCUUAAAGGAACAGCCUUCUAACCCAGCCCCACUCAACGGAUCCAAGUGGACGUAUAUAGGUUCCGACGGGGAGGAGAGCUGGUCCAAGAGCUACCCAUCAUGUGGGGGCCUGACGCAGUCCCCAAUAGACCUGCACGAUGACAUCCUCCAGUACAACGCCAGCCUUGUGCCCCUUGGCUUCCAAGGCUACAGUGAGUCUGCCAACCAGCAAUUUGUCCUGACCAACAAUGGCCAUUCAGUGAAGGUGAAACUGCCCAAGGACAUGCACAUCCAGGGCCUCGGGGCCCGCUACAAUGCCUCGCAGCUGCACCUGCACUGGGGGGACCAGAAGGAACCUCACGGCUCAGAGCACACUGUGGGUGGGAAGCACUUUGCUGCCGAGCUGCAUAUGGUCUAUUAUAACUCGGACCUGUACCCCAGUGCCAGCAUCGCCAUUGACAAGCCAGAAGGCCUCGCAGUCCUAGCUGUUUUCAUAGAGAUGGGCUCCUUCAAUCCAUCAUACGACAAGAUCUUCAGUCACCUUGAAGAUGUAAAGUACAAAGGCCAAGAAGUGUCCAUUCCGGGUUUCAGCAUUGAAGAGCUGCUGCCGAAGAGGCCUGAGGAGUACUACCGCUACCAAGGGUCCCUGACCACACCUCCUUGCUACCCGACCGUGCUCUGGACGGUUUUCCGGAACCCUGUGGAAAUUUCCCAGCAGCAGCUGAUGGAUUUGGAGACAGCCCUGUACUGCACACGGGUGGAUGACCCGUCCCCUAGAGAGAUGAUCAACAACUUCCGGCAGGUCCAGAAAUUUGAGGAGAGGCUGGUGUACGUCUCCUUCCGAAGUGAAGCAGCAAAAAAGUUGCCAACAAAGGCGUCAUCUACAAACCGGCCAUCAAACAGGAGACUGAGACCCAUGCCUGAGGCCCUGGCAUGCCCAGGCGUGUCCAAGGAAGGACUCGGCUUUGGACACAACCUGCUGUGGCUCCCUGGACACUUGAAAUACCUGAGGGCUCUCUGGAGUUCCACCCACAAGCACUCCAGACCCUUGGGGGACCCCACCAUCCUGAUGCCAUGCCACCCCCAGUGGGAGCGUGGAUGGGGAAAGCUUGCCUAGGAGGUAGAAAGUCUGAGCUGUCUGCUUCGUGAGUGUGAGACCAUGAAGUGGUCCGGAUUCGGGGAGCACAAACCACGUCGCCCGCUGCGGGCCGUUAAUGGUUAGAAAACACUCUCAUCCAGGGCUUCACUUGAAUGUGGUUUCAAGUGUCCUGGGAAUUCUGCUUCUUGUCCAUGCUUUCAGACCAGAACACGGACUCUCUCUGCACUCAGACUUAGGCUCUGCUCUUGAGACUCAGUUUCCUUCCUCAGGGAAGGGCUUGUUGUCUGCUUUCCUUCUGCUAUGACAAAACCUUUAGUCUGACCUUACAGCUGGGGGGACGGGGGUAACAGGAAGGGUCAACGUGUCCGAGACAAAAAGAAAACAAGAGAUAUACUUUGCAAUAUAGUAGAGGCAUUUUCCAAGUCCUGCCCUUUGUUUGUUUGUUUGUCUGUUUAACUUCUUUAUUGGAGUAUAAUUGCUUUACAAUUGAAUCAGAUGCACUGAAUGGCCCUCAGAGAGAGAGAAGACACGUAAGAUCUGGAAGAGUCUCACUUUGGAAUGAGAACUGGAAUCAGAAGUUGCUUGUCAAGCCCUAAGUGUGAGGACAGAAUAUUAAGCCCGACCCAACCUCCUGUCAGGGGUGUCGUUAUGUUUCGUACUUUACGGAUUUUAUAAAUAAUUUGGCUAUUCCUUGAAAAUGUGUUGUUGCCUUCUCUCUCCUCAAGGAGACGUGAACUCUGAGAUGACCUAAGCUGCUUUUGUGUCUAAAGGAAACAGAAGCAAAAUGGUUGAAGAGCUUUGUCUCUCCUGCCCAAAUUUUAUCUCUGCCACCUUUGUGGUCUGUGUCCCUACUGUCAACCUGGAAUUGGGACCUACCAACUUCUCUGACUUGGAAGAAGACAUCGAGCCAUGGCUGAGUGAAAGUAUAUUUUCAAACUAUGAAAGCAGGAAGUGAUCUGUGCAGGGGCUGGCAUCAUGGCAUUCAGGGACCAGAAAUAAUGGAAAGUUACAAAGAUCCUUCAUGGUCUUUCCCCCAAGUGACAGUUUCUGAGAUGACGUAACUCCUUUAUUCUCCGCCCACCGAUGUAAGAGCCCAGCAGAGACCAGUUAGUUCCAAGACUGAGAAGGAGCCCCCCCACCUCAACCUCUCCUGGCUGACACCCUGCAGUUCACAGAGCACCUUCUAAUUCCCGCUCUCAUUUUGACAGCAUGAGAUGUCCUCCUGAAGCAUAGGUUUCUUUAGAUCGUCUUUUUCCCUCUCCUCCUCCCUUGACUCUGAGAAGUCUGCUCUCUUCUCCACUGUCUUAACUUUCUGUAGUGAUGGCAAGCCCUAUGUCUUUGUAGCUUGUUUGCUAGGUGGAGUUACAGAUGGAGACUCGGGGGUGUGUGUGUGUGUGUGUGUGCGCGCGUGCGCGCGUGCAUGAGACCUCUGACCGCCCUGGAGCCAGGGGUGGCAUCCGGCCUCGCCGUUUGCACACCAGCCUGAUGCUGAUCAAGUGACGGCAGCGACAGCCCUCAGGACGGAGCGGUGGGAAUUAGACGACGCUUUCUUGGCCUUGUCCCAAAGCUGCCAAUCAGAAAUCAACAAAAAGCACUCCAGAGCUGUGAGGUCUCUACAGCUUUUAGGGACAGAUUUUGUGAGAGCACAGAGACAGCAUCGUACCUGGCACAAUGGCUGUUCAUAAAAAGGGAGAGUUAUGGGGGAGGUGAAAACGGUGACAGUUUUCCUGCCCUCUCCCUCCUCAGCACAGCUUGGGCUCUCGGCCCUCUUGGCU
Physeter macrocephalus (sperm whale) is the source of this 3031-nucleotide messenger RNA. RefSeq names its product carbonic anhydrase 12 (gene CA12). The record is from RefSeq and is a predicted model, not a curated record. Gene Ontology annotation, cellular component: plasma membrane. Gene Ontology annotation, molecular function: carbonate dehydratase activity; zinc ion binding. Gene Ontology annotation, biological process: one-carbon metabolic process. NCBI's taxonomy places the organism in Eukaryota, Metazoa, Chordata, Mammalia, Artiodactyla, Physeteridae. The coding region runs from base 132 to 1274 and encodes 380 amino acids. The transcript is spliced from 9 exons.